AUGCACCGGUUCACAAACGAUAAUUUUGAGCAAUGUCUGUCCCAACCGGACAAGUUUCUAGAUCUAGAGGACGCUGCUCUCAACGAUGCUGAGAUGAUAGACGAAAUAGUUGCUGAUCCCCUGAGGUUAAUCGAUCGAACCAAGGAUCCAAUUCAGACAUCAGACGAAGACCUCAAAGGGCUCGGAGAAGUAUUGAAGGACGUCUUUUACACUCAUUACAGUGAGAUCUUCGGUAAAGAUGGUGAUCUUUGUGUCGAAGAUUAUUUCCGGGAUGUUGACAUGUGGCGGAUUUUGAAUAAUGUCAAUUUAAUUCACAACGAAGACGACCUUCAGUGGCUCCUAGGCGGUGAUAUCCUCGUAGGUGGAGUUCAUAAGCUGUUUCUUUCGCUUCAGUGUUGGAAACAGAGCCCCACAGCCAUCGAAAGGGAGGAGCGAAUGGCGGUACGGAAAGCUAUCGCAGCUCAAGUCUAUCGUGAGACUAUUGAACGUCUGGAAAAGCAAAACACACAGAGAUUACAAGCGGACCAACUAGCCAAAAUUCGACUUGAACAAAAGGCCAUCAAGUUGGCCAAAAGAGUCGAAGAGGCCCGAUUGGCCAAGAUCCGACUUGACAAGGCAAAAUAUGCUCGAGAAUCAAAUUCUCGAGCAAUGCAUUGGUUGAAAAAUGAAAAGGUACCAAUCGAGCUUAUUUCUGAGAAAGAAGAGCUAUACCUAGCAGAACAAGCCAAUCGCAUUGCUGAGUAG
Messenger RNA from Melampsora larici-populina 98AG31, 744 nucleotides. RefSeq lists its product as uncharacterized. The record is from RefSeq and is a predicted model, not a curated record. NCBI's taxonomy places the organism in Eukaryota, Fungi, Basidiomycota, Pucciniomycetes, Pucciniales, Melampsoraceae. The transcript has 2 exons. Bases 1 to 744 code for a protein of 247 amino acids.